Trichoderma citrinoviride is the source of this 1863-nucleotide messenger RNA. RefSeq lists its product as hypothetical. The coding region runs from base 1 to 1863 and encodes 620 amino acids. The transcript has 3 exons. Lineage: Eukaryota; Fungi; Ascomycota; Sordariomycetes; Hypocreales; Hypocreaceae. The record is from RefSeq and is a predicted model, not a curated record.
AUGCCGCUUGCUCCAACGCCUUUAUCGGGAUGUCCUCUUCACCGUUUAGAGAUCCGUGAUGGGUCCACAGGCACCGUUUACGACGCUACUCAGCUGGAAAGCUCUCUGACUGCUACCCUGGAAGCUCGACGAUCGCUGUCUGGAGGCACCAAUAAGAGCGACCUCAUGCUUCAAUCUCAUCUGGGGCUCAGUCGUGUGCUGUCAAUCCAGCUUGCAGAUCUCCUCACUUCAUCGGGCGACACCACAGAGGUUGUGACUGUCGACAAACCUUCUCAGCAGAUGUGCAUUCGGAUUCACGAAAAAAAGCAGACCAUUCUGUUUACCUUCAAAGAGAGCCGGGAUUUCAAUGUUGCCAUCUAUACACUGAAGAGGUUCGGGUUUCGAGUCAGAGACAGCGUAUUUUCUUUCAAUCACACUACCGCCGGCCUGGCUCGUUCCCAGUCUUCGGCGCCUUCAAGCAACGACCUCGGACCCCGAUUGAGCUCCAUCACGCCUUUACAAGGAUAUGGAAGCUCUCAGGCUCCGUCGCCGUUCUCGUUCACGGCUCUAUUGAACUCUGAUGUUCCACUUUCCCAGAUACAGUCAAUGGGCACACAGCAUGAGCCCUAUGAAUCUCCAUCACCAGACUCGUCGCAACAGCUGAUUCGACACAUUGUACCAGCCACGUACGCUCAUCAAAACCCAUAUCAGUUAUAUCUCGGCCAACACGGCAAUUUGUAUCAGCCCCGGGUGAGUUCACCACUGCGAAACGCUGUCGAGGUUGACAGCAGAGACCUAUCGCCUAUGUCCCCUGUAUCUCCCAUGCCACAGAGCCAGCCUAGCCUUUCAGUCCAUCCUACAACAGUAAGAUCAUUACUGGCCCAGCGCUCUACUUCUGCACCCAUUACAACACCACCAUCUUGGCAGCAGCCGAGGUACAUGAAUACAGAUGGUUGCGGUUCGCCAUACUACCAACAGAGUCCGCCAGGAAGUCAAGAAACUACCAUUACCUCUACUGAGAGUGAUUCACAAUCCACAGACGGAACGAACGUCACAUUGCCGUUGCAAAUCGCAGAAGAUUUUCGCAAACUCAUGCCUCAACCUCGCAAUUUACCUUUUCUGAAAGAAGGCAAAACCAAGACGGCCGUGCUCAAACCUGUGAAAAGAAGAGCAAAGACGGAGCUUGGUCCAUCCAGUGCUAAGCGGAAGAACAGCUUCUUUGCAGGACAUGGCAACAGCAAUACCUCGAACGAUGGUGCAGUUUCGUGCGUGCAAGAGAACGGCGCAAACUCGGAUAUAGAUGACGCCAGUGCCGCCCCGAUAACAUUGCAUCCGACAUCAUUCCAGACACGAGUUUCACAAAACGGAGCAACUUCGCCGGAUCAUUCGUCACUUGAGAUAUGUGACCUGCCACCAAUGCUGAUAGCAGACAGCUCCCUACUAGAGAAGGUUAACAAUUCAACAUCAAGAGCCUUAGCAAACAUGUCUUCCGUAUUUGCCCAGGUUGAGUCCCUCCUGGCAAUGAGGGACCUCAAUAGCACCGAACCGCAGUUUGUCCUACCUGACGCGCUUUUUUUCAGGCUCAUCGUUGACGAGGUUGCCGGCCCCUUCAUUAUCGUUAAUGAAGUUGCAUGGUGUCACGGAUAUUACAUGGCGUGGAAAUUGAUGAUUCCAAAGAACCAGGAACCAGACUGGCCCCAUGAGGUUCCUUCAGAUUUGCUGGUUGAGGCAGCUGAUGUGCUUGAUCUUGCGGCGUGCGAGCUGUACGCGUACCAGAGCGGUUACAGGAGCAACCAGCGUGUCACUGUCUACACGGAUACACUUGAACGAGUAGCCUGGUGCGUGAGGGAGUGUGUGGGCAUGCGAUGGAUCUAUAGAUGGUGA